Molecule: messenger RNA, 804 nt
Organism: Diabrotica balteata
Lineage: Eukaryota; Metazoa; Arthropoda; Insecta; Coleoptera; Chrysomelidae
Source: the annotation of a GenBank genome assembly
AUGUUAUUAUCGUUUAAAACUUUUCUAUCUCCAGUGAGUCCUUGUAUUUGCAAUAAUUCGGCCGUUUCAAUGAAGCUGCUAGUUGGAAUUAAGGACACCAAUGAUCAUCUAGUCUCCAUCACACUGACGACAUUAGCUUUGCUUGUACCAAUUUUAGGUUCCGAAACUGUAGUCGGAGGCAAACGGGCGAAACUAUUUAAUGAUGGUCGACCCACGCAUUCAUUUCGAAUAUCAUCAAAAAAAGUACAAACGGAAAUCUUCGAAAACUCAUCCACUUCAGUCCAGAUACCACAAGAGGCCGAUCAGAUAAGUUUUAGUGGUCUAGAAAAUGAACUUAAUAUUGUUAGUGAAUUACCUGAGAGACCAAGACCUGAUGGUGAAGAAGGUGAAACAUCAACCGAAGAAGUAGAACCUUCGGCAGAUGAAGAUUUAGAUAAUUGGGAAGAUUGGGAUUUAAAUGAAACUCGCCAAACCUCAACUAUUCAUACAUCAACAUAUAGAGACAAUCGUGUUGAGGAUCUCAUGCUUAUUGAUGAAUCAAGCACGAACAUAGAAACAUCCCAGAAUAAAAUAAAAAUUCCAGAUAUUUUCGAACUAGAUAUAAAAACUCAGUCUGUGAUUAACGAGCAAAAUGAUAUCAAUUUCUUUCAAGAUAUGGAGCCAGUGAUAGAAAGUUCUAAUAAGUUUAUUGUGGAUGAGAGCAAGAAUGAGAUUAUAAUAGCAAAUAAUUUAAGUAGUAAACUUGCUGUGAGCGGUCUUAAUGAUGAAAAUAAUGCAGGGUGGGAAGAAGAAGACUGGGAUUAA